AUGGCAAAGACAAAGGUCAAGGUCAAGAAAUACAAGACCAGAGCCGCAAAGCGCCGAGCUGAGUGUCGCGCACAGGAUCUUCCCCUCCCACCUCCCAGAACCGUCUUCCUACCUCCCGGAAUCAUGGUUUUGCUCACCACCAAGGAGAAGUGCGUUUAUACCGAGAAGUAUAAGUGGACCAUGGCCAUGCAACUUUUCAAAGUCGACCGUACAUGGGUCAAGUUGUACAAGAACUGGGGCUCGAUUAGAGAUAGACUCUCUAUCAAUCGAGACCAACUUGAUGAUAUGGAGGGAGAGCAUGAUGAUCGUGCUGCUUUGUUGAUUAAGCUCGUUGCCGAUCAGGCAAACGACAAUUAA
Molecule: messenger RNA, 357 nt
Organism: Botrytis byssoidea
Lineage: Eukaryota; Fungi; Ascomycota; Leotiomycetes; Helotiales; Sclerotiniaceae
Exons: 4
Coding region: 1-357 (118 amino acids)
Source: RefSeq, a predicted model, not a curated record